Molecule: messenger RNA, 2675 nt
Organism: Mycotypha africana
Lineage: Eukaryota; Fungi; Mucoromycota; Mucoromycetes; Mucorales; Mycotyphaceae
Product: armadillo-type protein
Exons: 11
Coding region: 91-2562 (823 amino acids)
Biological process (GO): protein import into nucleus
Cellular component (GO): nuclear envelope; cytosol
Source: RefSeq, a predicted model, not a curated record
ACCUCAGAUUGGCCCUGUAUUGAUACCCGAAAUACAUACUCUUUUAGUACUCGUGGAAGAGCUGUCAACAUCCUCACUAGUUGUAUUGAAAUGUUAUCGAGCUUACGUGAGGAAAAUCCAGCAUUAACAGAACAAUUCAUUAAGCCUAUCAUUCCGCAAUGGUUGGAAGCAUUUAUUGUCAUCUUGAACCACCAUGUACAAGAUGAUCCUGAAAAAGCUACAGAAGAAUAUGGAUUGAAGAUGAUGGUCGUGAAAUGUAUCUGUACACUCAAUUCCGAAUUCCCCAAGUACAUAUCCGCCAGCUUACCCCGCAUCUUCGAACCGAUUUGGAUGGAUUUGUACAAUUUGCGCGAACGUUUUGCUGAAGAAUUUAUAAGUGAUUCAGGAGAUAUAGGAGAAACUUAUCAAGAUUCGGAGGGUAACGAGGUGGGCUUCCAAAACCUCCUAUACGUUUUGUUCGAAUUCAUCACAGCGGCCAGUAGUAAAAAAUCAGUCAAACAUUUGUUUGUGAGUCCUGAAGGAACUGCCACUGGCUUCUUCGAGCAAUUGUUGUACGUUUUUAUCAUUUACAUGCAGAUAACCCAGGAGCAGAUGGAUAUUUGGUCUGCUGAUGCCAAUCAGUAUGUGGCAGAUGAGGAAGAUGGAACUUACACAUUCAACACUCGUGUGGCCUCGAUUGAUGUUCUCAUUUCCUUACAAGAAACUUUCCCAGCACCCUUCUUCAACGCUUUGACGGCUGCUGUUCAACGACAUAUUGCUGAAUCUAAAGAAGCACGCGUUGCUAGAAACGGAAAUUGGUGGAAAAUUCAAGAAUCUUGUUUGUUAGCCAUUGGUCGCUUGUCAGAGGAAUUGACAGAAGUGUUGGCCGAUAAUAGUAAGAAUGUACAAUUUGACCUCAAGAGUCUUUUUGAUCAUGUCGUAUUGGAGGAUAUGCAGGCAGCAGAAUUACCAUUCUUGCAAGGUCGUGCAUUUGUUUUUGCUUCCGAGUUUGCAAAGGAUUUGCCACCUGAGAUGGCUAAUCAAUAUGUUGCUGUAGCUGUCAACGCACUUCAAGCUCCCGACAGCAAUAUUCCUGUCAAAAUUUCGGCUUUAAGAGCCUUGGCAAAUUAUUGUAAACAUUUGAAUGUCCAAGCUGUUGCACCCUAUCAAGCAAAUAUCAUGGAGGGCACAUGCCAGCUUUUACCCAGCGCUACUGAAGAAUCCUUGAUGCUAUUAUUGGACACGUUGGUUUCUGCUAUUAAGAUCAACGCCGAAGUGACAGCCAAAUAUGAGCAGAUUCUGACACCAGCUAUUCUUGAUGUUUGGCAAGCAUAUGCUGCUGAUCCUAUCAUUUCCAGCUGUAUUCUCGAUUUGUUUGAAGCAUUGGCUGAAAACACUUAUUAUUACCAUGCACUUUGUACACGCGCUCUUCCUUUCAUUAACCAAGUUUUCUCAACGCCCAAUACCGAUGUUGUUAUAUAUGCAUCUGCUAUUGACUUAUUAACUGCGACCAUUACUUAUGGUCCUUCUCCAUUACCAAAUGAUUUCACCGAACAAAUGUUUCCUAGCUUGAUGCAAUUAGUAUGGACCAACCCAGAUAUUGAUGUCUUACAAAGCGCUCAAGAAUGCUUGAAAAAAUUCAUUUCUAAAGAUAUAGAACAUAUCAUGAGAUGGCAAGAUCCAUCCGGAAAAUCUGGAUUGGAUUAUAUCAUUCACUUUAUUGCCAGGUUGUUGGAACCAACGGGCUCAGAUUCUGAUGCGCUGUUUGUUGGCGAUUUGAUUGUUAGCUUGAUUCAAAAGGCAGGCAAUGGCAUUGCACCAGUGUUGCCUGAUUUAUUGACAGCUGUACUUGGCCGCUUGAUGAACACCGACAAUCAGCCUUUCAUUCAAUCUCUUGUUAUGGUCUUCACACACUUAUUUAUUUCACAGCAAGAUACAGUCUUCCAAUUCCUUUGCGACUCACAAAUAAACGGAAGAAAUGGAUUGGAAAUUUUGAUGACUACAUGGUGCGAAAACUAUGACAGUUUCUCCGGUUACUAUACUAUUAAAGUCAGUGCUGUUGCUUUAUCUAAGAUCUUCUUGUCAAGCGAUCCCAGAUUGCAAAAUAUCACCGUCAAGGGUGAAAUAAUCGUCAACCCUAAUGGUGGAAUUGUUACACGUUCUCGAGCCAAGAGAAAUCCCGAUCAAUAUACAGCCAUCCCAUUACCUGCUAAAAUUAUCAAACUGUUAGUUGCAGAACUUACUAAUGCUCUCCAAAUGGAUCAAGCUCCAGCUGAGGACGUUGAAUCGAUACAAGAUGAUGAGGACGGUGACUGGGAAGAUGUAGACGAACCACCCUUCAGUGCUCGCAAUGACUUCAACCUUUUAUCAGAAAUGCUCAAUAACCUUGACGAAAAUGAUGAUGAGGAAGAUAACCCAGACUUGAAGAACGAUCCUAUUUACCAAACAGAUAUGAAGGUUUACUUGACAGAUUUCUUCCGCAACUGUAAUACACACAACAUCAAUAGCUUCCAUGAAAUCUGCCAAACACAAUUGAAUGAUGAGGAAAAGCAAACCCUCGAAUAUGUUCUUGUCAAUAAUUAAAUGAAUAAUCUGAUUUCUUAAUAUAAUAAUCAUCAAUAAAACAUAGUUGGAUUCAUUGACAGCUAUCAAAGUCAAUGAAUUCUGAGUCGCAUCCAAAUUCAAUCAAAUAGAAU